Messenger RNA from Penicillium cataractarum, 1077 nucleotides. Its product is annotated as ditrans,polycis-polyprenyl diphosphate synthase. Gene Ontology annotation, cellular component: endoplasmic reticulum membrane; dehydrodolichyl diphosphate synthase complex. The record is from RefSeq and is a predicted model, not a curated record. The transcript has 2 exons. NCBI's taxonomy places the organism in Eukaryota, Fungi, Ascomycota, Eurotiomycetes, Eurotiales, Aspergillaceae. Gene Ontology annotation, molecular function: ditrans,polycis-polyprenyl diphosphate synthase [(2E,6E)-farnesyl diphosphate specific] activity. The coding region runs from base 1 to 1077 and encodes 358 amino acids.
AUGGUCUCCCAGACCGAUCGCGAAGUCCUGCGCGCGGAGAUCCGCUCGCGCGGCGACAAGCUUAAUGCCGCCGACCGUGAGAACCUAUUGAAACCAUACCUGCCCGACCCGGCCGACCUACCAUCAACCAACGCAAGCUCAAGCUCGCCGCGGCGGUCCCGCGCCGGAACCUCGUCCUCCCAACGGCGCCAGAAGCCUCGCAAAAAGCCUAUUCGCACAUUCCUCAAGUCGCAGCUACAUCGGUUCACCUAUGCAAUUACCCAUAUCUUCUUUGGUAUUGUUGUGCGUCUGUUGCAGGCGUACCAUGCCGUUGUCGAUCGGGUCUUCGCCAUCGUUUACCACCACCACCGUACGCCGGAGUUGAUCCGCAAGGAUGUCCGGGGGUUGAAGCGGUUGCCGGAGCAUCUCAGUGUGAUACUGACUCUGCAAAAGGAGGAUGAUGCGUUGGCUGUGUUGAUGGACGAGGUUGCCGAGUUGGCUGCUUGGAGUGCCUGCGCGGGGAUUCCGCAACUCAGUGUAUAUGAGAAGUCUGGUGUCCUCAAAUCCUGUAUCCCAGCCCUACACCAGAUCAUCUCCACCAAACUGGCCUCCUACUUCGGUACACCUUCUCAACAACCCUCCCUCCAGCUCUUCGCCCCCCACCACCCUGUCUAUGGCACCGCGCCAAACCCCAAGUCCGACAACCCUUCCUUGACUCUACUCCUCCUCUCUUCCACCGAUGGCCGUGAAACCAUCGUCGACUUGACCAAGACCCUGGCCGAAAUGUCACAGAAUGGCAAGUUGUCACCGGAGGAUAUCACACCGGAACUGGUGGAUGCAGAGAUUAGUGAAAUCACCACUCAACCUCUACAAGCCAGUGGCCGUACCGUCGGCACACUGAAGCCCGAGCCAGACCUCCUUUUGGUCUUCGGUCCCUUUUUGAAGCUGGAUGGCUACCCGCCGUGGCAGAUCCGGUUGACGGAGAUGUAUUGCACUGGGGACCGGAACCAUGCCGGGUACGGAGAGGCUGUAGAGUAUCAAGGGUUCAUGCGUGGGUUGUGGCACUAUGCAGGAGCUCAGAUGCGGUUUGGUCGUUGA